Molecule: messenger RNA, 2830 nt
Organism: Trachemys scripta elegans
Lineage: Eukaryota; Metazoa; Chordata; Testudines; Emydidae
Product: cytochrome P450 2G1-like
Exons: 9
Coding region: 1-1578 (525 amino acids)
Biological process (GO): xenobiotic metabolic process
Cellular component (GO): cytoplasm; intracellular membrane-bounded organelle
Molecular function (GO): oxidoreductase activity, acting on paired donors, with incorporation or reduction of molecular oxygen, reduced flavin or flavoprotein as one donor, and incorporation of one atom of oxygen; heme binding; iron ion binding
Source: RefSeq, a predicted model, not a curated record
AUGCAGGAGGCAGGGCCAAACCUGACUUGGAGUAAAUAUAUACGAGGGCAGUCCAGGCUGGCUAACCGCACCGGGGAAGUGACUCCACACACCAUGGAGCUGGCUGGAGCCAUCACCAUCUUCCUGGGCAUCUACGUGUCCUGCCUCCUCGUCAUCUCCGCCUGGAGAAAGCAGUCGCGCUACAGGAACCUGCCCCCCGGGCCCACUCCCCUCCCGCUGAUCGGGAACUUCCUGCAGAUGAAGGUGGGAGAAACCCUAAAAUCACUGGAGAAGCUGAGUGAGAAGUACGGCCCGGUGUUCACCGUCUAUUUCGGGUCCAAGCCCAUCGUGGUGCUGUGCGGGCAUGAGGCAGUGAAGGAAGCGCUUGUGGACCAGGCCGAGGAGUUUAGCGGGAGAGCCCACAUACCGACUGUCGAGAAGAACUUUCACGGCUUUGGGGUGGUUUUUGCCAACGGGGAGCGGUGGCGCCAGCUGCGCCGGUUCUCCCUCACCGUCCUGCGGAACUUCGGCAUGGGGAAGAAAAGCAUCGAGGAGCGGAUCCAGGAGGAGGCCCAGUUCCUGCUGGAAUCCUUUCGAAAUACAAAAGCGGAACCUUUUGACCCGACCUUCUUCCUGAGCCGGGCCGUCUCCAACGUCAUCUGCUCCAUCGUCUUUGGCGACCGCUUCGACUACGAAGACAAAGAGUUCCUGUCCUUGCUGCAGAUGAUGAACGAAAGCUUUAGAGAGAUCAGCACCCCGUGGUCACAGUUCUACGACAUGUAUGCGGAUUUUCUCAAAUACUUCCCUGGCCCUCACAUGAAAAUCUACUACAUACUGGAAGACAUGAGGAAAUUUAUUGAGAGGAGAGUGAAGCAGAACCAAGCAACGCUGGAUGCCAAUUCCCCCCGGGAUUUUAUCGACUGCUUCCUGAUCCAAAUGGAAAAGGAAAAGCAAAACCCUUCGAGCGAAUUUAACACCAAGAACUUGGAGCUGACCACGCUCAACUUGUUCUUCGCCGGCACGGAGACCGUCAGCUCCACCCUGCGAUACGGGUUCCUGCUCCUGAUGAAACACCCAGAGGUCCUAGGGAAGAUGCACGAGGAGAUCGACCGGGUGAUCGGCCAGAGCCGCGUCCCGGCCAUCGAGGACCGGAGCCAGAUGCCCUACACCGACGCCGUCAUCCACGAGGUCCAGCGAGUCAGCGACCUGAUCCCCAUGGACGUGCCCCACAUCGUGAUCCGGGACACCCAGUUCAGAGGCUACACCAUCCCCCAGGGCACCGAGAUCUACCCCAUGCUCAGCACCGUCUUGCGUGACCCCAGCAAGUUCAAAACCCCCGAAAGCUUCAACCCCGAGAACUUCCUGGAGGAGACGGGGCGGUUCCGGAAAAACGACGCCUUCGUGCCCUUUUCCUCAGGUAAGAGGAUCUGCCUGGGCGAGGCGCUGGCCCGCAUGGAGCUCUUCCUCUUCUUCACCACCAUCCUGCAGAGCUUCACGCUGAAACCCCUGAUGGCCCCGGAGGACAUCGACACCAAGCCGCUGGAGAGUGGCUUUGCCAAAAUCCCCCCCUUCUACCAGCUCUGCGUGGUGCCUCGCUGACAGAGACAGGAGACAAGGCCCAGGCAGGGACCCCAGCCUGGCUGAGAAACCACAGGGGCCAGGAGCACGAACAACAGAUCAGGCCUGAUUCUCGGUUACCCCGUCCCUGCGCUUGGUUUAAAGUAGUUUCAAACUCCUGUUACCUAUUACAGACUCUGUGCGGCCCUGGAGUCAGUUACAGCAGCCUCGGGGCUGCUCUAAUUCACGCUAUGGGCCCGGGGGGACACAGAACAGCCCUGCCCCCGCCCCGCCCCCUAUGGGCCCUGGGGGGCAGAGAAUAACCACAGUGCAGUGCUCUCUGGCUGUGUCCUGGAUUUGCCCUCUGCACCCGGGGCUGGGAGCAGCGCGGUGGGAUCAGGGUCCUUGUGCAGUGUGUGUGGGGGGGGAUCUCCAGGGGCACUGAUGUAACUGCAUUGCUUGGAGCUACGUGAGUGAGAACGACAGCCAGGGCCAGGGUCUCCUUCCGCCCCAGGAGCAGAGAGCUCGUGUGAACACAGACGGGGCUGCGCAAUCCACACGCGGGAGCGAUGUCGUGAACCAGCCUACGCCCCGGUGCAGCAGCGCCAGGUGGAGGGACGAAUUCUUCCCUCCACCCAGCGUCACCUCGCGGGGAGGGGGCUGAAAUCCGCCAACGGGAGACCCCCGCCCGGCGCUGCCGUGUCUCCACCGACGCCUUUCAAGCGGGCCUGGCCGGACACCUUUGGACUGGAGUGCCCCUCGCUGUCAGAACAGCUCCGGGGAUUAUUAGCAGCUGAUGUCACCCAAACCCAUUAACCUGCUCCUGGAGCCCGGGUCGGCUUAGGGAUCAGAGCGCUGUAGAGCUUUGCACUGGGGCUGGAAAGCAGGAAGCCCCGGCGUGUGCCCCCCGGAUGGAGAUUUUACCGCCGUUUCCGCUUGCCGAGGCAGACGCUCCUGGCUGGACUCAAUGAGACGUUCCCGCCAUGAGGCUCUCAGCUGUUACUGGACGUGCUCCUGAAAAUGUCCUGGCUUGUGACAGUGACUCUUCCGACGUCCCCCUGGGAAGGGAAGCUGAUUUCACGCUUCGUUAUUUUCUAUCGGGGGGGUAGCCGUGUUCGUCUGUAUCUGCAAAAACAAGGAGUCGGGUGGCACCUUAAAGACUAACAGAUUGAUUUGGGCCUAAGCUUUCGUGGGUAAAAACCUCUUCUCCUUGUUUUCUAUUCAUUGGGGGUUUUCCCCUCUGCUGCUGGUAACUAGUUCAGCAUCGAGCUUAUUAAAGUCCAUACAAACAUGA